CGAAAGAAUUUGACUCUCUUCUUCAGCAUUGGUUUAUUGACCUCCUGGGGGACUGCACUGCUGGGUGUCCGCUUAUACUGGAUGGGCAACAAGCCCCCAAGUUUUUCCAAUUCAGACAAUCCAGCAGCUGACUCGGACAGUUUUCUCACACGUACGCUGACCUUCUUUUACCUGCCCACUAAGAACCUCUGGCUGUUGCUGUGCCCAGACACCCUCAGCUUUGACUGGUCUAUGGAUGCUGUGCCUCUUCUGAAAGCAGUCAGCGACUGGAGGAAUCUACACACUGUGGCCUUCUAUGCUGGACUCCUCCUCCUUGCCUACUUUAGCUUGAAGGGCUCUGGUAAUGAGAGAGAAUGCAACGGGAGAACUGUAAUGAACGGCAAGCAGAAUGCUAAUGGGCAUAGCUGCCACUCAGAGAUGGAGUACAAGACACUGGAGGUGAAGUCAAGCUUUGCAUCAAAAGAAGAGAAUGGUAUAAAAAAACACGAAAUGCAGAAACUGCAGCUUCCUUCAACUGAGAACAUUGUCAUUCUGUCUCUGUCUUUGUUAAUAGUGCCCUUUGUUCCUGCCACAAACCUAUUUUUCUAUGUUGGCUUUGUAAUAGCAGAGCGUGUGCUGUAUGUUCCUAGCAUGGGCUUCUGCCUGCUGGUUACAGUAGGUGUCAGGGCCCUUUAUGUCAAAGCCCAAAAGCGCUUUCUGAAGAACUUGGUUUUUUGUUCCACUGCUGCAUUAAUUGUUUUCUAUGGACUCAAGACUGUUGUCAGAAAUGGAGACUGGCAGAAUGAGGAGAUGCUGUAUAGGUCAGGGAUAAAAGUAAACCCUGCUAAAGCAUGGGGUAACCUUGGAAAUGUUCUCAAGAGCCAGAGCAAAAUUUCUGAAGCUGAAAGCGCCUAUAGAAAUGCCUUGUACUACCGCAGCAACAUGGCUGACAUGCUUUAUAAUUUAGGAUUACUACUUCAGGAAAACAGCAGGUUUUCAGAGGCAUUGCAUUAUUAUAAACUGGCAAUUGGUAGCAGACCCACACUAGCUUCUGCCUAUUUAAAUACUGGUAUCAUCCUGAUGAACCAAGGGAAGACAGAGGAAGCCAGGAGGACUUUCCUGAAGUGUUCAGAGAUCCCUGAUGAAAAUUUGAAAGACCCUCAUGCUCAUAAAAGUUCUGUUACUAGCUGUCUUUAUAACUUAGGAAAACUUUUCCAUGAACAAGGGCACUAUGAGGAUGCCCUUAUAGUUUACAAAGAAGCAAUACAGAAAAUGCCAAGGCAGUUUGCACCACAGAGCUUAUACAACAUGAUGGGAGAAGCCUAUAUGAGAAUGAGCCGGCUGCCAGAAGCAGAGCACUGGUACAUGGAGUCACUGCGAUCCAAGAGCGACCACAUCCCAGCCCAUCUCACCUAUGGAAAACUGCUGGCUGUGACG
This is a messenger RNA of Phaethon lepturus (White-tailed tropicbird), 1416 nucleotides long. It is a transcript of the gene TMTC2, whose product is annotated as transmembrane and tetratricopeptide repeat containing 2. The transcript is spliced from 6 exons. Gene Ontology annotation, biological process: protein O-linked glycosylation via mannose. The record is from RefSeq and is a predicted model, not a curated record. Gene Ontology annotation, cellular component: endoplasmic reticulum membrane. The annotation marks the transcript as partial. Gene Ontology annotation, molecular function: protein binding; mannosyltransferase activity. Lineage: Eukaryota; Metazoa; Chordata; Aves; Phaethontiformes; Phaethontidae.